Molecule: messenger RNA, 1438 nt
Organism: Xyrauchen texanus (razorback sucker)
Lineage: Eukaryota; Metazoa; Chordata; Actinopteri; Cypriniformes; Catostomidae
Product: zinc finger BED domain-containing protein 4-like
Exons: 4
Coding region: 1-1422 (473 amino acids)
Molecular function (GO): protein dimerization activity; DNA binding
Source: RefSeq, a predicted model, not a curated record
AUGGCUGACCGCAAAAGGAGUCAUGUCUGGCUGUAUUUUAGCUGUACAGACAGCAGUGACGCUAUGUGUGAUGUGUGUGGAAAGACAGUGAAAUACAGUGGUAACACUACAAACCUCGCUAAACAUUUGAGGUUAAAUCAUAAGAGUGAAUAUGAUGAUAUAAUGAAGCGGCGGUCUGAGGAGGAGGUCCAGGGUGAGAAGACGCCAAGAGCAGCAGCACUCACAAGGAGCCUGGGAGAGAUGAUUGUGAGGGACCUCCAGCCUAUGUCUGUAGUAGAAGAUGAGGGAUUCCAGGCAUUUGUAAAAGCUCUUGACCCAAGAUACAAACUCCCUAGCAGAAAGAAAAUGACUGAAACAUAUCUUGUUAAUAUGUUUGAUGAGUGCAAAGACAAAGUAAGAGCAACUUUGCAAAAUGCUCCAAGUGUUGUACUUACCACUGAUAUGUGGACUUCAGUGUCCACAGAGGCGUACUUGACUGUCACAUGUCAUGUAAUUGAGAAUUGGCAAACUAAAGAUUUUGUUUUGGAAACGGCGAUUUUCCAUGGACACACUAAGGCCACAGAGAAGCUUAGGGCUGUUCAACAGCAGAUGCAAAUAGCAGAACAUAAGUUGAUCCAGUCUGUAGAAACCCGCUGGAAUUCAGUUUUCUACAUGCUGGACAGGCUGCAUGAACAACAUGAAGCUGUGACCACAGUCCUCUGUCUUCUAGGCAGGAGUGAAUUGUGCAUUAAUGUGGGAGAAUUAUCACUCAUCACUCAAACUGUUGAUGCACUGAGGCCCUUUGAGGAAAUGACAAGGGAGGUAUCAUCAGAAAAAUAUGUUUCAGUCUCCAAAGUGAUUCCACUCGUGUCUCUUCUCCAAAGAGCCUGUAAGCAUCAGGGCAGCUCCGUUGCCACACAGCUGGCACAGCAAUGCCAGCGUAGAUUUGCAGGCAUUGAGACCAAUCACUCUCUAGCUGCUAGUACAUUUCUGGAUGCUAGGUUUAAACACCUUGGAUUUCAGGACAAAAACAAUGCUGAGGGAAUGAAAAACGACUUUCCUCUGAUGCCUAGCUCCCAGAGUCCUGAACUUGCCUCAGACUCAGCUGCAACAAAAGUAGGGUUAUGGGCAGAUUUUGACACGCAAGUUGCAUCUUCCCAACAUCACCGGUCAGCUACCACAGACGUAAUAAUUGAAAUGCGUCGUUACUCAGAGGAAAAACUGAUUCCCAGAGACAAGGAGGAUCCACUUGUUUGGUGGCAAGAGCAUCAUCAAACUUUCCCAGGCUUAAGCAAACUUGCUGUAAAGUACUUGGGAAUUGUUGCUACUUCUGUACCUGCAGAGCGGAUGUUUUCAAAGGCAGGGGAGGUAGUGAGCAAAAAACGGAACAGACUCAAGGGGAAAACUGUAAACAUGCUCUUAUUCCUAAACAAAAACCUGUGAAUAAGGACAGUUUUCA